Messenger RNA from Scutellospora calospora, 592 nucleotides. NCBI's taxonomy places the organism in Eukaryota, Fungi, Glomeromycota, Glomeromycetes, Diversisporales, Gigasporaceae. The record is from the annotation of a GenBank genome assembly.
UUAUUCAAGAAGCUUCAAAUAAUCCAACUUCUCAGCAUAACAUUUAUUGGCAAGUUGUAAAUAAAAAUCUUGAAGACUAUCAUUCCAAAAUGAAAUGCCAGAUGCACACAAAAUACAAUAUUCAUAAACGUGUUUAUGAAGUUGGUGAUCUAGUAAAAAUUCAAGUUGCCAAAAUUGACUAUAGCCCUGGUGAUCGUUGUACACUCCCUUGCAAAGUGUUUGCAGUGCUUCUCAGAAAUAUGUAUCACCUUGUAUGUCGAUUUGGCAUUCUUGACCAAGCAUUUUCAGCUGGUGUAGUUUUACCACUUGGACCAAAAGAAUAUCCGGAGUUGAAUAAUCCUCCAACCAACGUGACUGUUAGUAUGAUUGAGGCGGCAAGAUUGCAAUCUAAUACUCUUGCUAGUAACAAAGUAUGCAAUUGUAGAGGUGACUGUCUUACAGCAAGAUGUAUUUGCAAAAAAGCAAAUAUUGUAUGUGGAAGUGGAUGUCAUCCGAAGAAUUCAAAGUUAACCCACAUAAGAAUUCUAAAUUGGGUUAUCCCGAUUCUGAAUUGGGAUAGCUGGAUUCCGGAUUGGGCAGAUUCCAAUUCGGG